GUCAGCCAGCCCCUACCGGUUACUUCUACCCGUGACGCACCCCACGCCCUGCAGGUGAUCAACACUACCUGUCCACUUCUAUGAUGCUAUUCGCACAGGCUGAACACCGGCCCGGUACCCUGAGCAGUGUCGGCGACCAGACCCAAUAGUGACGGUGGAAAGCACCGCUGUUAUCGCGCGGGGCCCACCAUAGGGUCUGGGCGGGUCCUACCCGAGUCAAUCAUAAUUAUGCCUGCCCUCCAGCCCUUGGCAGAGCUAUCGGCGGGGGGCUUAUAAGGGAACGCAGAGGCCGGGGCAAAAAGUGAAGCAUCGCCCGAGUCAAUCACCCCACGUUGAAUUUCUGCUCCGCCCCCCCGCACAACGACACCUUUCCCACGGGGAAAACCCAGCACACAAAAUGCCUACCGUCAUCUUGGGAGGCGGCAUCAUGGGCGCCUCCACCGCCUUCUAUCUGAGCCAAACGCAGCCCGCCGAGGAGAUUCACAUUGUCGAGUCCGCUGCGCAGCUGUUCAGCGCUGCGUCCGGCUACGGAGCCGGUUUCCUGGCUAGGGACUGGUUUGCCCCCGCUUUGGCGCCCCUCGGGGCGUUGUCGUUCGACCUUCAUGAGUCGCUGGCUGCGGAGUAUGGUGGCGCGAGGCAAUGGGGGUACAUGAAGGGGACUGCGAUGAGCUUGGCUUCUAGUGACGCGAGCAAGAAAGGUGGCGCUCGGGGUGACGACUGGCUGCGCGCUGGGACGAGUCGGGCUGAGACGUCGGCUGGGUCGACCGGACCGGUGCGCAUUGAGCAGCCGGGGUGGUUGACGAAGCAGAAGGGGAUGGUGGCGGAGAAGAUCAGCGAUGAGGGGACUGUUGCUCAGGUUGAUCCUUUGCGACUGUGCCGGUUUCUGCUGGCUGCGGCGACGGCUCGCGGAGUGAAGCUCCACCAGCCGGCAAAGGCUACGUCUGUGGUUACGGAGAAUGGUACCAUCAGUGGUGUUAAGAUCGCUGGCCUUGAAUCACAGACCGAGUAUACCAUCCCGUGCACCAACCUGGUUGUUUGCGCUGGGUCGUGGACACCGCGUGUUUUCGAAGAAUUGUUCCCCUCCUCUCGCGUCUCUAUCUCGAUCAACCCUCUCGCAGGAUACUCCCUUGUUAUUCGCUCCCCACGUUACAAUCUGGAACACGAGCGAAAGCUACACGGCGGCCGCAGCCACGCCGUGUUCACUACCCACCCCGAGACCUGCGGCUUCAGCCCGGAGAUGUUUUCGCGAGAGGGCGGAGAGAUCUACAUCGCCGGACUGAACAGCACUCAGAUUCCGCUGCCCGAGCGUGCAGAGGGCACGGCGGAAUACUUUGACCCGAAGGAGAUGGAGCGGCUGAAGAAGGUCGCAGUCCGUCUGAUGGGCAAGUUGGCGCAGGGUAGUGAUGCUGCCGAUGACCAGACGCCGACCAUCAACGACCUGGAGGUUAUCCGCGAGGGCUUGUGUUUCCGCCCGGCUGCCGCGCGAGGUGUCCCUGUUGUUGCCCGCGUCGAGGACCGCCUGCUGGGCGGAGUGAAGACUGGGCCGCAGGGCGGCGUCUUCAUCGCCACGGGUCAUGGCCCGUGGGGUAUCUCGUUGUCUUUGGGAACCGGUAAAGUGGUGGCUGAUAUGGUGGCGGGAGGUCAGCCGACGGCUGACCUGCGGGGGCUGAAUGUGGAGAGUGAGCUUUCGCGACUAUAAGAGCAGAAUGCAU
Aspergillus candidus is the source of this 1712-nucleotide messenger RNA. Its product is annotated as NAD(P)/FAD-dependent oxidoreductase. Gene Ontology annotation, molecular function: oxidoreductase activity. Gene Ontology annotation, cellular component: cytoplasm; late endosome. NCBI's taxonomy places the organism in Eukaryota, Fungi, Ascomycota, Eurotiomycetes, Eurotiales, Aspergillaceae. Bases 398 to 1699 code for a protein of 433 amino acids. Gene Ontology annotation, biological process: retrograde transport, endosome to Golgi. The record is from RefSeq and is a predicted model, not a curated record. The transcript has 2 exons.